Cajanus cajan (pigeon pea) is the source of this 1697-nucleotide messenger RNA. RefSeq names its product 2-oxoisovalerate dehydrogenase subunit beta 1, mitochondrial. Lineage: Eukaryota; Viridiplantae; Streptophyta; Magnoliopsida; Fabales; Fabaceae. The record is from RefSeq and is a predicted model, not a curated record. Gene Ontology annotation, cellular component: oxoglutarate dehydrogenase complex. Gene Ontology annotation, biological process: response to nutrient; branched-chain amino acid catabolic process.
AGACAGACUCAAACACAGACCAGAUCUUAUCUGCUUCGUAUUAUUUAUUUUCGUAACCAAACAACGUAAUUCUGGUUACAGUGAAAAAAUAAUUGCACGACCCACAAGGAAGGGAAGAAAGUUUGGUGCUUUUAGGCAUACCCAAGUACCCCUCUAGCUGCACGUCCAAGACUCAGAAGUUGAAAGAGAGGAGAGAAGAGUUUGAUCAAAUUCAGGUUCAAAAGGGUCAAUUGUGGCACCAAGUUUCUCACAUAUAAUCAUGUUGACCAAGUUUGGAAGAUGGGUCUCUUUGGUUCCCAAGAGGGGAUUUUCCACCUCCACCAGCUUUCAAAAGGGUGCUUCUGAGGAAGGAGUGAAAUCAAUGAACCUGUGUUCUGCAAUCAAUCAGGCUCUCCACAUUGCCUUGGACACUGAUCCACGUUCUUACGUUUUUGGAGAGGAUGUAAGCUUUGGUGGGGUUUUCCGUUGCACAAAUGGAUUAGCAGACCAAUUUGGUAAAAAGAGGGUUUUCAAUACUCCUCUCUGUGAGCAGGGUAUCGUUGGUUUUGGCAUUGGUCUAGCAGCUAUGGGAAAUCAAGCCAUAGCAGAAAUCCAGUUUGCAGAUUACAUUUUCCCUGCCUUCGAUCAGAUUGUCAAUGAAGCUGCUAAAUUCAGAUACCGGAGUGGGAACCAAUUUAAUUGUGGUGGUUUAACAAUUAGAACCCCUUAUGGAGCUGUGGGCCAUGGUGGGCAUUAUCACUCUCAGUCCCCUGAGGCUUUCUUCUGUCAUGUUCCUGGUAUCAAAGUGGUCAUCCCUCGAAGUCCAAGACAAGCAAAAGGGUUAUUACUAUCUUGCAUCCGAGAUCCAAAUCCUAUAGUAUUUUUUGAACCAAAGUGGCUUUAUCGUUUGGCUGUUGAAGAAGUACCGGAGGAUGAUUACAUGUUGCCUUUAUCUGAGGCUGAGGUGAUUCGGCAAGGAAGUGAUAUAACACUUGUUGGAUGGGGAGCUCAAUUAUCUACAAUGGAACAAGCUUGUCUUGAUGCUGAAAAAGAGGGAAUUUCUUGUGAACUGAUUGAUCUGAAGACACUAAUUCCUUGGGAUAAGGAGACAGUAGAGGCCUCAGUUAAGAAGACAGGAAGAUUGCUUGUUAGUCAUGAAGCUCCUAUAACUGGAGGUUUUGGUGCUGAAAUUUCAGCUUCCAUUGUUGAACGCUGCUUCUCAAGGUUAGAGGCACCUGUGGCAAGAGUUUGUGGUCUGGACACUCCUUUUCCUUUGGUUUUUGAACCUUUCUACAUGCCAACCAAAAACAAGAUAUUGGAUGCAAUUAAAUCAACUGUGAACUACUAAUAGCUUACUCACCAUUUUUUGGCCAUGAAUAUGAUCUUGAUGCCAUCAUCAAAGUAAUUGUGGUCAUGACUAUUGAAGGGACUCCCAUUAGUAAAUAAAUCUUCUAUGAUAGAUGGAUGUUUUAAUUGUCAAGUUGAUGACUCAAAUAAAACACUCGUAGAGGUGGGGGGCAAGAGUCAAUGUGUGGAAUUUGACAAUGUCAUUAAAUGUAUUGUCUCAUUUAAAAAUUCACAUGAUCAAACACCAAAUAAUACAACUGGUGACAAACUUACAGUUAGUGUUCAUUGAUGGUUGGAUGUGUACUUGAAUAAUGGAUGCGCUCAAUAUUUUUUGGCCCUUUGUUAUGUGGAAAUUUGAUAUUUUUGGUUUA